This is a messenger RNA of Nestor notabilis (Kea), 1445 nucleotides long. RefSeq names its product cyclin and CBS domain divalent metal cation transport mediator 2 (gene CNNM2). Gene Ontology annotation, biological process: magnesium ion homeostasis; transport. Gene Ontology annotation, cellular component: plasma membrane. Gene Ontology annotation, molecular function: magnesium ion transmembrane transporter activity. The record is from RefSeq and is a predicted model, not a curated record. The annotation marks the transcript as partial. The transcript is spliced from 7 exons. NCBI's taxonomy places the organism in Eukaryota, Metazoa, Chordata, Aves, Psittaciformes, Psittacidae.
GCAAGUCUCACCUGGCUAUAGUACAAAGAGUAAACAAUGAAGGAGAAGGGGAUCCUUUUUAUGAAGUCCUGGGAAUUGUCACUUUAGAAGAUGUGAUUGAAGAGAUCAUCAAGUCUGAAAUUCUGGAUGAAACAGAUCUAUACACUGAUAACAAGACGAAAAAGAAAGUAGCUCAUCGGGACAGGAAGCAGGACUUCUCUGCCUUCAAGCAGACAGACAGCGAGAUGAAGGUUAAAAUAUCACCGCAGCUCCUCCUGGCAAUGCACCGGUUCCUGGCAACAGAAGUAGAAGCAUUUGGUCCAUCCCAGAUGUCAGAGAAGAUCCUUCUCAGGCUGCUAAAACAUCCCAACGUCAUCCAGGAGCUGAAAUAUGAUGACAAGAACAAGAAAGCCCCAGAACACUACCUCUACCAGCGAAACAAGCCUGUUGACUACUUUAUUCUCAUUUUACAGGGGAAAGUGGAAGUGGAGGCUGGGAAAGAGGGGAUGAAGUUUGAAGCUGGUGCUUUUUCCUACUAUGGGGUGAUGGCCCUCACAGCAUCGCCAGUUCCCUUGUCCCUGUCUCGUACCUUUGUUGUCAGCAGAACAGAGUUGUUAGCAGCAGGUUCUCCAGCCGAAAACAAGUCUCCACCUCGGCCCUGCGGCUUGAAUCACUCAGACUCUUUAAACCGAAGUGAUCGCAUCGACGCAGUGACACCAACGUUAGGGAGCAGCAACAACCAGCUGAAUGCAUCUUUCCUCCAAGUGUAUGUUCCAGACUACUCAGUGAAAGCAAUCUCAGACAUUCAGUUUGUCAAGAUCUCAAGACAGCAGUACCAAAAUGCCCUGAUGGCAUCCCGGAUGGACAAAACACCUCAGUCCUCGGACAGUGAAAACACUAAAAUCGAACUGACUCUUACGGAGCUGCAUGAUGGUUUGCCAGAUGAGACAGCAAACCUGCUGAAUGAACAGAACUGUGUGACUCACAACAAGCCCAACCACAGUAUGCACAGUGAAGGAGCCAUCUAGGAGCUGACUCCCCACAACCCACCCAUCCCAUCUCCUCAGCAGGACCAGCCCUCGCUCCUUCCUGCCUCCUCCCCGAGUGUGAACACUGUUAGUAUGUGCUUGCAACACUGUGCUGCAUCCAGUGUUCUGAGACCAAAGACAUUUGUGUCCGUUGUGGGAGCAGAAAAGGAAGAAACAGGAAGAAAGGAGCAAAGAGCAAGAGAGAAUAAAGCCCCAACUGUACUCUGGGAAUGGUGAGCCACCCUUCAGAAUGAUGAAAAUAAUUCUUGCAAAAUAGAAUUGUGUUUAUUUUUUAUCUGUAUUUUUGAUCCUUGUUGGGUUUUUCCUCCUCAAACACAUAUGGAGAAGUUUAAAAGCUCCUCCAGUUAUUUUUUCAAGAGAGAUCUUGUUUUUAAAAAGUAUUUUACAGAGUUUUAGAUUGUUUCUGUCCCUCCCAAA